Paramuricea clavata is the source of this 1107-nucleotide messenger RNA. The record is from the annotation of a GenBank genome assembly. Lineage: Eukaryota; Metazoa; Cnidaria; Anthozoa; Malacalcyonacea; Plexauridae.
GUCUUAUUAUCAUGCUACAAUUGGGCGUAAGACAGAUGCCCCCACUGUUCAACUGUUCAUCGAGUUCAGCCACCAGUACCUUUUUACUCCUCAGUUACACAAUUUCACUAUUUGUCACCACAAGCCAUUUCAAUAUGGGAAAUAUCACAGAGAGUUUUGGUUUGACCAAGAAACAGGUUAUGGAUCCAUGCACCAGGGAAAGAGAUGACUUCAACCUAAGAAAACAACUAGAUAAACUUGUUUCCUCUUGUGGCCAACCAGAAUUGAAGCUGAAGCAUGAGGACAGUAUCUCAAGUGAGUCAGACACUGUUUGUACAGUUGUAGACACCAAUGACACUCUUGCAAAGAUGCUGUCAAAAGUAGAUGAUUUUGUUGCAAGCUGUUCUGGUGAAGAUUUAAGGAGUUCAGUGGUGAAGGAAAUAAAGCACAGAUACAAUGCCAAAGUGAAAGCAUUUGUUUCAAAAACAACCAAUGCAAGUGCAUGAGCAUCAGAAAAGGCAAAACUAUACGACGAUAUUGAGUGGGAAACACUUAUUAGAAAAAGCGAGCUCGGUGAUCUUUAUGUCUCCCAGUUAGAUCUUUAUCUAAUCAAGAAUUUAAAUUUGACAAAGAAAGAGCGUAGCAGGAAAGGGUAUUCAAAAGCUGCAAAGGUUGAGGAUAUAAAGCAACAUUUUUAUUCCUCGUUCAGCCAAACUGAGAACAAGAAAGGGCAUGCAAGUGGCUCAGAAUGUCCAUCUGUCAUUGGGUCAACCUGUUGGCAAGAAAGAUACUGAUGAGGUUCCAUUGUUAAAUGUUUCUCCCUGGGGUGGGACAGUAAAUGCUGAAGGCAAGAAUGUUAUCCUAGCUAACACAUGUCCAAUUGACAACUUUUUAACAAUCUUUUAUGCACUAAUGAAGAUGCAUGGCAGUGCAUAUCAACAUUUGUCUGCUUCCACUCAUUUGUACGCCAGUGCACUUGUGAGAAUUUCCCGCCUGUUUGAUGCCGGAAAAUUUAGUGAAGGUAAAUGGGAAUGGCUAAAACUAUUUCCUGGUCGUUUUGAGUUGUCAGAAAGAAAUAAGGUUGACUUGUGGGGGAACGAAGAGGAAAUGUUUGUUUCUAGGCUGUAG